Colletotrichum gloeosporioides is the source of this 1461-nucleotide messenger RNA. Its product is annotated as Ran-specific GTPase-activating protein 1. Gene Ontology annotation, molecular function: GTPase activator activity. The transcript has 8 exons. The record is from RefSeq and is a predicted model, not a curated record. NCBI's taxonomy places the organism in Eukaryota, Fungi, Ascomycota, Sordariomycetes, Glomerellales, Glomerellaceae. Gene Ontology annotation, biological process: nucleocytoplasmic transport; regulation of DNA-templated transcription. Gene Ontology annotation, cellular component: cytoplasm; nuclear pore. Bases 1 to 1461 code for a protein of 486 amino acids.
AUGGCUAACACUCGGUUCGCGUCGCAGACCACUGGUGAGGCUGAGAAGCCCGUUACCUCCUCUUCCGUCUUUUCCAUGUUUGGAGGUGGCGCCAAGAAGGAGAAGAAGGAGGAUGAGGACCGCGGCGACAACUCCGGCAGCGCCAAGGCUCAGCGCGAUGCCGCCGCUGCUGGGAAGGGCGAGGAGGAGGAGGCUCCUGAGUCCGAGGAUGUCCACUUCGAGCCCGUCAUCAAGCUGACCGAGAAGGUCGAGACUGCCACCAACGAGGAGGCUGAGGAGCAGCUCUUCAAGAUGCGCGCCAAGUUGUUCAAGUUCGUCAAGGAGACGACUGAGUGGAAGGAGCGUGGUACUGGUGACGUUCGUCUGUUGAAGCACAAGGAGAACGGCAAGACCCGUCUCGUCAUGCGCCGUGACAAGACUCUCAAGGUCUGCGCCAACCACUACAUCGUCCCUGAGAUGAAGCUUUCCCCCAACGUCGGCUCUGACCGCAGCUGGGUCUGGAACGCCGCCGCCGAUGUCAGCGAGGGUGAGGCCGAGGCCGUCACCCUGGCCAUUCGCUUUGCCAACUCUGAGAACGCCAACCUUUUCAAGGAUGCCUUCCUCAAGGCCCAGAAGGACAACGAGGAGCUUUUCAACAAGGCUGCUGAGGGCUCUGAUGCCCCUGCCCCUGCCAAGAAGCUUAAUGGCAGGAAGAAGGCGCCUUCCAAGGCCGCCGAAAGCCUGAUCAUCACGACUAACUCGAUGACACAGCGAAAAGUCAAGCUCGUCACCGAGCAAAACGUCAUCGACAAGCCCUCUCCGGUCGAGGAUUUCCCCAUGCGAAAAUGGAAUAUCGUUCUAUACGUCAUCGGCGAGGACGGCGAGGACCACCCGGCCGACUGCUUCCAGAAGGUCGUCUACAACCUCCACCCUUCGUUCGAGAACCCAACACAGACCUUCAACAAGGCCCCUUUCAAGUGCGAGAACGAAGGAUGGGGUGAAUUCGACAUGACGAUCGAUUGUUACAUCACGGAGAAGUCCAAGCAGUCCAUCCAGCACGACCUGAACUUCGCCAAGAACCGCUACGAGGCCGUACACACCGUCUCCUUCAAGAACCCAUCUCAGGCGCUUCAGCAGAUCCUGCGCGAGACGGGCCCUCUCCCGUCGGAUGACGAUCGCCUGAAGAAGAAGGGCGGCGCUGGCAAGAAGGGCAGCCAGAAGUACGACUACGAGAAGAUCGCACAGGCUCUCGAGAAGCUUGAGGAGGACGACUUGCUCCGCGUCAUCCAGAUUAUUAACGACAACAAGACCGCGGACACAUACAUCAAGAGCGAUGUUGAUGGUGAGCUUAUGCCUGCUUCCCCUACUACGAAUCUCAUGGCUGCGGGCGAGUUUUCGAUUGACUUGUACACCAUGUCGGAUUCGAUGACCAAGCAGCUUUGGGAUUACCUGGUACGUCGCUCACUCGUCCGCAUACCUUAG